CCCACGAGAAGUGGCUGUAACACAGUUAUGACUUGUGUCUGCAGAGGGGAAAUGUUGUGAACUGGAGGGAACAGUUUUCUUGUCAAUGAACGAAGCUGUAAAACCGUCCUCACAGUCACAAUGUGGAAACCCACCGGGGAAUCAAAAAGCACCUUCACCUCAGCGGCGGGACCCCGCGCCGCUGCCGCCGCGGUCACCUGUCUGCUCGUGACCGGGAUGCUCGUCGUCACUGUCGGACACCCGGGCAGCGGAGACCCGGAGGAGCUUCCAGCCGCAGCGGCGAGCGGAAAAGUUUUCUCGGCGUACUUCAGGAGACUGACCCGGGAGAGGAGAGCGAUAAGCGGCCCCCUGCGGAGCAGCGCUCCCCCGGGACCUGUGGAGCAUCUCACCCCCUCUGACGUGUUCAUAGCGGUGAAGACAACGGGGAGGUAUCACCGGCAGAGACUGGAGCUGCUGCUGGACACCUGGAUCUCCAGAAACAUGCAACAGACGUACGUGUUCACUGAUGGAGAGGACAAGGACCUGAGGAAAAGGAUGGGAGCUCACCUGAUCAACACCAACUGUUCAGCGGCCCACAAUCGUCAGGCCCUCUCCUGUAAAAUGGCUCUGGAGUACGACGCUUUUAUUAACUCUGGCAAGAAGUGGUUCUGUCACGUCGAUGACGAUAACUACGUGAACGUCGACUCCCUCCUGAAGCUCUUGUCUCAGUACAGUCACGCCCAGGACGUUUACCUCGGCCGGCCCAGCCUCGAACGACCGAUAGAGGCUACGGAGAAGCUCGGCACCGCUGAAAUGAAGCAGGUGCGUUUCUGGUUCGCCACAGGAGGAGCAGGCUUCUGUCUGAGCCGCGGCCUCGCUCUCAAGAUGAAACCCUGGGCGAGCGAUGGCACUUUCAUGGUGACAGCUGAGCACAUUCGCCUCCCCGACGACUGCACCGUCGGUUACAUCGUGGAGGCGCUGCUCGGUGUGAGCCUCAUCCGCUCGGCUUUGUUCCACUCCCACCUGGAGAACCUGGGGCUGGUGUCUGACAUACACAACCAGGUGACUCUCAGCUACGGCACUGUGGAAAACAGCAGAAACACUGUCAACGUGAAUGGCCCAUUCUCAGUGAAUGAAGAUCCUACAAGGUUCAGGUCUGUCCAUUGUCUGUUGUACCCAGACACUCCUUGGUGCCCCAGCCCCCAGCGACUUUAACAGCCUUCUCGAGACAAAGAGGGAGGGAUGGACUGACGAGGAGAAAGAGUAAAUGUCUGAAAGAAAAAAAAAUAUAAAGUGAACAAGCUGCCCUCCUCUUGACUCCUGGAGAAUCUCCAAAACACUCCCACAGCUGUCUGAGCGGCAGACUGACUUUUUAGGAACAAGUACCACUGCAUUAGUUUGACACCUGAACUCUGACCCUGUGAACCGUUAAAUGGUGUCAAAAGGCCAAAAACUGCUACAAGAGAAGACUACGAAAAGUCAAAAUCCAUGAAUGGAUGAGAAAUGGAGAAACUACUUUGUUAUUCUUAGAUCCUGAAGAAAGAACAUGUAAAGUUUGGCCUGAUGGUGGUGUGAGAGGAAAAGCCAUGUGUAACAAUGAACAUCUCAGCUGCAAACACAGAGUUUAGCCUGUCACACCUGUCUCAUCUUUCUUCUGUCUAAUCCUGACAUUCAGCUUCAGUUGUCCUCUCAGUUUCAGCUCCUGUUUGUUAGCUUCAGAUGUGCUCUGGCUCAAUUGUGCAUCCAGCUUAAUGCUAAUGUUAGCAUAUGAUAUUAAGGCAUAGAGGGUAACUCUGGUCCUAUUGCAGCUUGUUUUUUUUUUUGUUUUUUUUUUUAAUUUUUGGCCACCACAGCUACAACAAAGUCAGACGGGACAAGAAACAUGAGCACAAACCCUUUUUUUUAACAGGGACUUAACAAGUAGGAUAACAUGUUAAGCUAGUGAGGUUUAGCUACCAGGCAGUGCUGUUACUUGUGGACAGAGCCAGGUUAGCAGUUUCCCCCUGUUCCCAGUCUUUGUCAGCUAAUCAGCUGCUGGCUCCAGCUUCAUGUUUACAGUACAGGCAUGAGGUGUUUAUCAGUCUCCUCAUCUAAGCCUUGGCAAGAAUUUGAAAAGGCCUACUUCUCAAAAUGUUGAGUUAAAAAGAAGAAAAAAAAUCAGAUUAUCUAAAUCUGAUUUGGAGGUAGAACUGAAAGUGAGCACAUGUGAAAUGUCGUAAUAAUCUUGACCAGGAAAGAUGUGUGCAAGCGACUUUCUUAAGCAGAGAAGUUGGAUCAAGAGCUUGAAGUUCUUCUCUGUUUUCUCCUUCAAGUAAGUUUGCUUAACCUUGCUAUUUGUGUAAAACCUGUAUGAUCAUCUCACCGCUCAUGUUUCUAGCCCCAAGAGAAUAGUUACUGAUAGAAAUGAUGCACAGAACAGCUGAAAUGAGACUGUUGUGAUGAACUGAAAUCAUUCUUUACCUAAAGUGUUGAAUAAGUGGUACAUUCGAUCACGUUGCUGUACUAGAGGAAAAGUCAGGGGAUAUAACCACAGUGACCAAAUCAUCCUCUUGAGACCAGAAACAUUUCUACCAAUUUCAGUGGUAAUCCAUCCAGUAAGUGCUGGACCCGCAAACAGACAGACAGCGAUAAGACGACUGGUUCGAACGUCGGCAAUCCCACUAAAAGACCUGUUGUUCCUCACACCCUCAAACAUUUUACAGUGUCCCCUCUCCACUUCCUCGGCUGUGAAAGAUCAUUCUUUUGAAACUAUGUGAAUGUGUAACCUAGCUGCCCACCCUGCACCUCCUCAUGCUCCAGUGUUGACCGGUUUGGAUUCAGUGAAUGUGACUGUUGCGGUUGGUGGAUGAAGCGAAGCAAUCAAAGACAGAAACACAGCGCAGGAUCAAUCAUUCAUCAUAAUGAAGCCAAAAAGAAAAAAAACACAUUUUGAUGAUCUCAUAGAAUCCAGACUCCUUAUCUGAAGUGUAAUUUGAUCAGAGUUCAGUAUUACCCUCUCUCUGAAGUAUGUUAUCAUGACAGUAUGACUGAGCACUUUGCUGUUUAAUUUCUGCUGUUUGCGAGUCAUCGUUUGAUAAAAGAAAAUCAAAGGAAUAGUUUGACAUUUUGACGAAUUUGCUUUCUUGCAGAGUUAGACAAAAAAAAUCGAUAUCUCUCACAUCUGUGCGCUAAAUAUGAAGCUAGCCCGCUCUGUCCAAAACAACUCCCUGUAAAACUAUAAAUACAUGCUUUUUACACUUUUUUACAGAUUAAACAAAAAAGAUGUUGUUAUUGUUAUGUU
Molecule: messenger RNA, 3259 nt
Organism: Seriola dumerili (greater amberjack)
Lineage: Eukaryota; Metazoa; Chordata; Actinopteri; Carangiformes; Carangidae
Product: beta-1,3-N-acetylglucosaminyltransferase lunatic fringe-like
Exons: 8
Coding region: 121-1194 (357 amino acids)
Biological process (GO): pattern specification process; regulation of Notch signaling pathway
Cellular component (GO): Golgi membrane
Molecular function (GO): O-fucosylpeptide 3-beta-N-acetylglucosaminyltransferase activity
Source: RefSeq, a predicted model, not a curated record